Molecule: messenger RNA, 5566 nt
Organism: Boeremia exigua
Lineage: Eukaryota; Fungi; Ascomycota; Dothideomycetes; Pleosporales; Didymellaceae
Product: DNA topoisomerase
Exons: 4
Coding region: 155-5308 (1717 amino acids)
Biological process (GO): DNA topological change; resolution of meiotic recombination intermediates; sister chromatid segregation
Cellular component (GO): nucleus
Molecular function (GO): DNA topoisomerase type II (double strand cut, ATP-hydrolyzing) activity; ATP binding; DNA binding
Source: RefSeq, a predicted model, not a curated record
CACCUCCACACCACACACCACGCCGUCACUCUCCUUGUGCGUGCGCCCGUAUUCACUAACCGUAGAUUCUCUCGCAACCGUCCUCCUUUGGCGUUUUCUCUUUCACACUUCUUUUCCACUUGUCCUGCGGGACUGUCGACAACGCUUCGCCGCCAUGUCCGACUCUGGGUCCGACUUCGACGACGGCGCAAGCGCUGACUUUGCGCCGCCUGUCAAGGCCGCGAAGGCAGCGCCCAAAGCCAAAGCAGUACCCAAGAAGGCAGCAGCCGCCCCCAAACGACCGAAACCCGCAGCCUCGACGACGGUGAAACCCAGAGCAAAGGCUGCGCCGAAGAAGAAGGCCAAAGAUUUCUCAGAAGAUGAAAACUCAGAUGUCGAUAUGGAAGACCCAAUAGAUGAAGAAGAAGAGUCUUUGCUCGCAGACACACCACCACCGAAGCCAAAGAAAGCUGCCGCACCCAAGAAGAGCAGCGGCAAGCCACUUGCAGAUAUUGCGAAUGAGAGCUUCGGCUUAGAUGGUGUCGACGAUGCGCCUCCCAAGGGCAAGAAGGCUGCUGGCGGCGCGAGUGACAAGUACCAAAUGCUUUCUCAUUUGGAGCACAUCAUGAAGCGUCCAGAUACAUACAUCGGCUCCGUGGAGAGGACAACGGAUAAGAUGUGGGUAUAUAAUUCGGCGACCGAGAGCAUGGAAUUUCGCGACGUCAACUUUGUACCUGGCUUGUAUAAGAUCUUCGACGAAAUCUUAGUCAACGCGGCGGACAACAAGCAGAACGAUAAGAAUAUGAGCGAGAUUCGCGUCACAGUAGACCGAGAGACUGGCGAGGUCUCGAUCAAGAACGACGGUAAAGGUAUUCCUGUUGAGAUCCACUCGCAACACGGCAUUUACGUACCAGAAAUGAUCUUUGGUAACCUUCUCACCUCUUCGAACUACGACGACGAUCAGCAAAAGGUCACCGGUGGCCGCAACGGUUACGGAGCCAAGCUUUGCAACGUCUUUUCUAGAGAGUUCACAGUUGAGACCGUCGAUUCGAAACAGAAGAAGAAGUACAAGCAGACAUGGACAGACAACAUGAGCAAAAUGGGCAAGGCCAAGAUCACGGAUUUCAAGGGAGAUGACUACACCAAGAUUACGUGGCGUGCUGAUUACAGCAAAUUCGGCAUGGACGGCAUUGACGAGGACUUCGAAGCGCUUAUCAAGAGGAGAACCCACGACAUGGCUGGUACACUUCGUGGAGUCAAGGUGUAUCUCAACGGUGAUCGUGUCAAGGUUACCAGCUUUGCCAAAUACAUGGAAAUGUACACCAAGGCUAUCUCACGAGAGCAGGGCAAGUCUGAGGAUGGUGAAGAUCGCAAGGAUGUUAUCAUCACAGAUAAGCAUGACCGCUGGGAUAUUGGUUUCGCCGUAUCAGACGGGGCUUUCAACCAGGUGUCCUUCGUCAAUUCUAUUGCUACAACCUCCGGGGGCACUCACGUCAACUACAUCGCCGAUCAGAUCAUCGACAAGCUCAUGGCAAUCGUCAACAAGAAGAACAAGGCGGCCGUCAAGCUCAAGCCUGCACAGAUCAAGAACCAUCUAUUCUUGUUUGUCAACUGUUCCAUCGUCAACCCUGCGUUCACAUCUCAAACGAAGGAACAAUUGACAACCAAACACAGCCAGUUCGGGAGCAAGCCCGUACUUAGCGACAAAUUCCUGAAAGCGAUCGAAAAGACGGAUGUCAUCCAAAACAUCAUGCAUUUUGCGCAGCAGAAAGCAGAUCAGUUGAUGAAGAAGACCGACGGUAACAAGCGCAAUCGUAUCAACAACGCCAAGCUCACUGAUGCUAACAAGGCUGGAACAAGAGAUGGCCACCUCUGCACUCUCAUUCUCACUGAAGGAGAGUCGGCCAGUGUGUUGGCUCUCGCCGGUCGUGCUGUGGUUAAUCAGGACUUGUUUGGUGUCUUCCCGCUACGUGGUAAGCUUCUGAACGUGCGGGAUGCAUCUAUGGAUCAAAUCAUGAAGAAUGUGGAAAUUCAGAAUAUCAAGAAGUUUCUAGGACUGCAGCACAAGAAGGAGUACACCAUGGCCGACAUGAAGAGCCUACGUUAUGGUCACCUGAUGAUCAUGACGGAUCAGGAUCACGACGGUAGCCAUAUCAAAGGUCUUCUCAUCAACUUUCUCCAGUGUCAAUUUCCCAGUCUGCUCAAGCUCCCAGGCUUUUUGCUCGAAUUCAUCACACCUAUCGUCAAGGUGUGGAAGGGUGACCCAAAGAACCCUAAAGGCUUGAAAAGCUUCUUUUCCAUGCCUGAAUAUGAAGAGUGGAAAGAACAGCACAAGACCGAAAAGAGUUGGGACCACAAGUACUACAAGGGAUUGGGAACAAGUGACAUUGCAGAUGCUCAGGUUUACUUCAAGGAUCUCGACACACACAUGAAGCGUUUCCACACCAUGCGAGCUGAAGAGGAGAAGCUCAUUGAGUUGGCCUUCUCGAAAAAGAAGGCUGACGCUCGAAAGGAGUGGCUGCGUGACUUUGUUCCCGGCAACCACCUGGACCUUACCACCAACGAGAUCACCUACGAUGAUUUUGUCAACAAGGAGCUCAUUCUCUUUUCCAUGGCCGACAACCUGCGAUCUAUCCCAUCUGUCAUCGACGGCUUGAAGCCUGGCCAGCGAAAGGUCCUGUACACCUGCUUCAGACGCAACAUCCGCAAAGAUGUCAAGGUCGUCGAAUUGGCCGGUUCUGUUUCCGGCUCCACCGACUACGCUCACGGUGAGGCAUCCAUGCAAGGCACAAUUGUAGGAAUGGCCCAAAAUUUCGUCGGUUCCAAUAACAUCAAUUGCUUGGAGCCCAGUGGUAAUUUCGGUUCGCGACUACAGGGUGGUGGUGAUGCUGCCAGCGCUCGUUACAUCUACACUCGUCUGUCUCCCUUCGCGCGACGGAUUUUCCAUGCCCAGGAUGACGCUCUCCUGAAGUAUGGAGAGUCUGAUGGUAACAAGAUCGAGCCUGAAAUGUACGUGCCGGUCCUCCCCAUGAUCCUCGUCAACGGGUCAAGUGGUAUCGGCACGGGUUGGAGCUCUGAGAUUCCCAACUUCAACCCUAUGGACAUUGUUGAAAACAUCAGAGCCCGUAUGGCAGACGGUGCUUCUAAAGAGGACAUGAAGCCUAUGAUACCUUGGUAUAAGGGUUUCGCUGGAACCACUGAGGAGUUGGGAGGCGACAAGUUCCGAUUCACCGGUACUAUCCGUCAGACAAGCGAUAACGAGAUUGAGGUCACCGAGCUGCCUGUUCGCUACUGGACACAGGACUUCAAGGAGAAGCUCGAAGACAUCAUCAAAGCUGAGAAGACUCCUUCAAUCAUCAAGGACUACAUCGACUACAACACGCCUGACAGGGUUCACUUCAUCAUCAAGAUGGAGGACAAGCACAUGGCCAAUGCUCUCUUGAAGGGUCUGGAGGAAACGUUCAAGCUUUACAAGCCUCAGUCUUGCUCUAACCUUGUUGCGUUCGACUCUCAAGGCCGCAUCCACAAGUACGCCACCGUUCUGGAUAUCAUCGAAGAGUUCUAUCACGUCCGUCUCCGAUACUACGAGAAGCGAAAAGCCCACCAACUGGAUGUCCUGCAGAAGGAGCUGACCAAAUUGAGCAAUCAGGCGAAGUUCAUCAAGAUGAUCAUCGAUGGCAAGCUUGUCGUUUCGAAGAAAAAGAAGGCAGUCCUUGUUCAGGAGCUGAAGAAACUUGGUUUCACGCCUUUCCCUAAGGUUGAUGCUGCCAAGAAGGAGGGAGAGCUUGAGGAUGCUCAAGAUGAUGAUGAAGAGUCUGAAGACACUGAUCUCGAGGUCAAUGCCAACGACUACGAUUAUCUCUUGGGGAUGGCCAUUUGGUCCUUGACUCAGGAGCGUGUCGAGAAGCUCAUGAAGCAGAUCGGCGACAAAGAGGAGGAAGUCGAUGCACUUAUCAAGCUCAUGCCAAAGGAUCUCUGGAAUAUCGAUCUCGACGCUUUUGUCGAGGAGUGGAAUACUCAGCUCCUUGGGGAUGCUGAACGCGCAAAGAAGAUUCAGCGCAUGGGUCGCCGCGCCUCUCAGAAGCUCGGCAUUGCCGCGUCAAAGGGGGGCAAGACCAAGAAGAAGAGAAAGAUGGGCGACAGCGACUCUGACGAUGACUCCGGCUCCGACUUUGGUCCCGUUAAGAAGAAGACCAAGCCAAAGAAGGAUGGUCUGUUGAGCUAUCUACGUGAAGCGGAUCCUCCUGCCAAGAAGUCUUUACCUACGGAGACCGCUCAGUCUACGUUUGGAUCUGGGCCUCCAAAGAAACAGGGGAACCUCUUGGCACACCUUGUCAAGACUGACGACAAGGUGUCUCCGCCUCAGAUUGACGGGUCGUCAAGCCCAGCUGAGCCAGAGCAAGCACCUGCUCCAAAAGCUGCACCUGUCGCUAAGUCUCGAGCACGCCCUGCUGCAGUAAAGAAACCCGUUGCCGUUAUCUCUGAGGACGACGAGAAUGAGCCCGACGUCUUUGCUGUUGUCGCCAAAGAGGAGGCCAGGAAGCCCUCUGUUGCGCCCAAGACCAAUGGCCGUGCUCCUCGUGCAGCCACGAAGUCAAAGUCAAAGUACACCAUGGACACCGACUCGGACGACGAUGACGACCUUGGCGAUGUCAGUACUAUGGUCAAGACUAUUGGCGGCAGCGCCAACGGUGUUCCUAUGUUCAAGAGUUCGGCUCGGCCAGGUAGCAGUUCAGGCAUUCCCAAGGUCGCAAAGAAGGCCAGCCCUUCAAUCAUCGACAUCGACGAAGGCGACACAACCAACUACGAAGCUCUUAUGCCCAAGUCGCUGUCACCUAAAAAGCCUGCACCUCUCCGCAACGUAAUCGACACCAUGCUCACGUCCGACUCAGAGGAAGACUUCAGCCUAGUCAAGCCCAAGCUCGCUACAUCUAAGCUUACUAAAGUCGCAGCGAAGGCCAAGCCUGCACCCAAGACCAAAGCUCCCGUUGCCGCCAUAACAAAGAAAAGUACAGUGCUGAGCCCUGCGGCCAAGGCAUAUGCUGCGCGCCUUGAAAAAUCAUCGGGUGCAUCAAAGGCAAAGGCCGCGCCAGCCAAGAAGGCUGUAGCAGUUGACUCCGAUGAGGAGAUGGACGAUGCAGAUACUCUUGCGAACGACAUUCUGUCUGAUGACGAUGAUGAGCCAACGCCGAAGCCAAAGGCAGCAGCUCGUGCUCCUGCUGCUCGACCAGGACGUAGGGCCGCCGCUCAGCCGGCCAAGUAUGUAGUCAGUGACGACGAAGACGAGGAUGAGGUCAGUGAAGCUAGUUUUGACGAUGAAAGCGACUAGCUGCAUUGAAUAAUUGGGAGGGACGGGUGCAUAUCAUGAUGGUGUUCGGUAGGAUACCCAGUGGCGUUCAGCAUCGCGACGGCUUUCCGUCAGUUUCCUUAACUUACGUUCUGUCAUGGGUCAAAUGGAUGUUCCUAUGGAACAGACGGCGUUGAUGGCCUUGUUUUACGAGCAUAUUUUAUUCCGAAUCGCGUAUGAGAACGCAAGCAAGUCAAUCUUUUUGUCAAUUUGACUAAAGUUGUGCUAUGCACGUGGUCA